UUACAGGAAAGAAAGAAGUAAAGAUUAAGGCUCUGGAGGCAGCUGAGGCAGCCAAACGUCAUGAUGAGAAAAAAGAGAUUGAACGUAAGAAGAGGAAAGAAGAAAAUUUAAGACAGCUAGAAAUAAACAAACAAAAGAAACAAGAUGAAAGAAAGAAAAAAGAAGCUGAAGUUUUAGCAAGGAAAAGGAUGAGAGCUGAAGAGGAGAAAAAUGACAAGGAGAAGAAACGACUUCGAAUUGGAGAGUUACGGAGACAGCAAAAUGAGGAGGAAAAGUUCCGUGUUAAAAAAGUAGAUGUUGAAAAAAAGUGUUCUGCUAUUGUUGGAAAACCAAUACAUGCUGAAAUAUUGGAAAAUGACAACUCAGGAGCCACAGUUUCUCAUGACAGCCUCGACACGUCAGAUGAUCAAAGUCAACCUGAAACGCUAUAUGCCAAUUUUGAUAAACAAGAUCAAAACUUCACUGCCAUGGGAGCUCAAUUGAAGUCAUAUGAGAUUUCUCCAUAUAAAUGUUCCGAUGAUGAAGGUGAAGAUGAAGAUGAGGAAGAAACCACACAAAAACCUAUUCCCUCAUGGGCCAGAAAAAAUUGUGUUGCUCAGUUUCUUCUCUUUCAGCAAGAAAUGGAUCCUGACUUCAUAUUUCAUCCAAAUAGUUUAUGCAGUAUCGAUGAAGUUCUCCUGCCUCGAAAGCUACAGCUGAAACAUGCAGCACUUUGAGUUGAAUACUUGAAUGGUUGGAAAAAGUUCAGGGAACUUUUGAGUGUAUCCUCCAACUUCCAAGUCCUGCCCCUAGAGGAGAGGCCUAGACAGUUUCUAAUUUUAACCAAUGAUCAGGUCCCUAGGCUACUGUAAUGAUGUGUCUGUAUGAUGUUUUCUUUAAAUUCAGUUAAUAUGUCAAAAAAUUCUGUAUAAAUAAGAGUGAUGUGUUUAUUUAUUUUCGAUUAAAUGAAAUGAUUUAGCAAACUUUUAAUUGUAAAAAAUUUCAAACAUAC
Cuscuta epithymum is the source of this 991-nucleotide messenger RNA. The record is from the annotation of a GenBank genome assembly. NCBI's taxonomy places the organism in Eukaryota, Viridiplantae, Streptophyta, Magnoliopsida, Solanales, Convolvulaceae.